CGGGCGGCGAGCGUCACAGCCUUGCGCGCUCCCUCCACCUCCAGCCGCCGAAAGCGAAAGCAGGCCGGCUCGUCCCCGCCGCCCGGGCCAGGGCCGCGCGCACCCCAGCCGGGCACCCGGAGGCCGCGGGCGCCGGGGGUCCCGGGUCACCCCGCCGCUUCUGCGGGGCCGCGGUCGCCGCGCCUCCCUCUUUCGCGGUUAGAUCCCGCCGGGCCCGGCCCAGGAGCCGAGCGCAGCAUGGGCAGAUGCUGCUUCUACACGGCGGGGACACUGUCCCUGCUCCUGCUGGUGACCAGCGUCACGCUGCUUGUGGCUCGGGUCUUCCAGAAGGCCAUGGACCAGACGAUCGAGAAGACUAUGGUAUUAAGGAAUGGCACCCAGAUCUUUGACUCCUGGGAGAGGCCCCCUCUGCCUGUGUAUACCCAGUUCUAUUUCUUCAAUGUCACCAAUCCAGAGGAGAUCCUCCAAGGAGAGAAACCCCGGCUAGAAGAAGUGGGGCCGUACACCUACAGGGAACUCAGGAACAAGGCAAAUGUUCAAUUUGGAGAUAAUGGAACAACAAUAUCUGCUGUUAGCAAUAAGGCAUAUGUUUUUGAACGAAACCAAUCUGUUGGAGACCCCAAAAUUGACUUAAUUAGAACACUAAAUAUUCCUGUAUUGACUGUCAUAGAAUGGGCCCAGGCCCGCUUCCUCAGGGUGCUCAUUGAGGCCAUGCUGAAAGCCUAUCAGCAGAAGCUCUUUGUGACUCACACGGUUGACGAACUGCUCUGGGGCUACAAAGAUGAGAUCUUGUCUCUCAUCCAUACUUUCAGAUCUGAUAUCUCUCCCAAUUUUGGCCUGUUCUAUCAGAAAAAUGGAACUAAUGAUGGAGACUAUGUUUUUCUAACUGGAGAAGACAAUUACCUUAACUUCACAAAAAUUGUGGAGUGGAAUGGGAAAACGUCACUUGACUGGUGGACAACGGAUCAGUGCAAUAUGAUUAAUGGAACAGAUGGAGAUUCUUUUCACCCAUUAAUAGCUAAAGAUGAAGUCCUUUAUGUCUUCCCAUCUGACUUCUGCAGGUCAGUGUAUAUUAUAUUCAGUGACUUUGAGAGUGUGCAAGGACUGCCUGCCUUUCGGUAUAAGGUGCCUGCAGAAAUAUUAGCCAAUACCUCCGACAAUGCUGGCUUCUGUCUACCUGAAGGAAAUUGUCUGGGUUCAGGAGUGUUGAAUGUCAGCAUCUGUAAGAAUGGUGCACCCAUUAUCAUGUCCUUCCCACACUUUUACCAAGCAGAUGAGAAGUUCAUUUCUGCCAUAGAUGGCAUGCAUCCAAAUAAGGAAGAUCAUGAGACAUUUGUGGACAUUAAUCCUUUGACUGGAAUUAUCCUAAGAGCAGCCAAGAGGUUCCAAAUCAACAUUUAUGUCAAAAAAUUGGAUGACUUUAUUGAAACUGGAAACAUUAGAACCAUGGUUUUCCCAGUGAUGUAUCUCAAUGAGAGUGCUCUCAUUGAUAAGGAGACCGCAAGUCGACUAAAGUCUGUGAUUAACAUCACUUUGAUUGUCACCAACAUACCCUACAUCAUCAUGGCAUUGGGUGUGUUUUUUGGUUUGAUCUUCACAUGGCAAGCUUGCCGAGGACAGGGAUCCAUGGAUGAGGGAACGGCAGAUGAAAGAGCACCCCUCAUACGAACCUAACUGAACUUAACAUCACCUGAGCUUGGUGAAGUAUCGUGAGCUGUCCUGACCUGAACCACGAUAGGGAAAACCCCAUAUUCACACAGGCUUCUGACCUGUUAGGAAGAGGGAGAAGACGCAGUGCUGGCAAGUGAUGAGAUCAUUCUGGCCAGAGGAUAAAGAGUAGGCUGACAUGGCUAGCCAGUAUGCUUUAUAAAGUCAUGUGGUCUCUGAAAUUAUUUUCAUGUGUCUACCAAGUAUUUAAUAAACUCUUGUAUA
Messenger RNA from Castor canadensis (American beaver), 1932 nucleotides. RefSeq names its product scavenger receptor class B member 2 (gene Scarb2). Gene Ontology annotation, biological process: receptor-mediated endocytosis; protein targeting to lysosome. The record is from RefSeq and is a predicted model, not a curated record. NCBI's taxonomy places the organism in Eukaryota, Metazoa, Chordata, Mammalia, Rodentia, Castoridae. Gene Ontology annotation, cellular component: cytoplasm; lysosome; membrane. Gene Ontology annotation, molecular function: scavenger receptor activity.